GUAGUGUUGUAAUUCCCGUGGUUUCCAUUGUAGUACGUAGUAGUAAACUGAGUAAACGGGUUGAAAGUGAAAUAGUAGGCACCAGUGACCAGACCGUAAAGCUGCGCCGCCGAUCAAAACACGAAUGAAAACAAAGAACUGUUUCUGUCCCUUUCCCUGCACAGAUCGGACACGUGCGCGACGUGGGUGUGAGUGCGCUGCGCUGGUGUGUGCGUACGUUUGUUGCCUUUCGGUAUCAGCAGACAAUUGAAAAAAGAAACCAAACGAGAACAGUGACAUUUGAGGAUCGGGAGGGCUUUAAUCACUGAAUCGCAGUUCCAUUUUGCAGUGGUGCAGAACCUUUGCGAGUUUCAGCGCUCGGUUGUAUCGCUUGAUUGCGCAGUGUGGGCUACUGGAGGGCGGAAAACAGACAAGGAUCGUCACAAUGAAGAAAAAGGUGCUGCUGAUGGGCAAGAGUGGCUCGGGGAAGACCAGCAUGCGGUCGAUCAUCUUUGCCAACUACAUCGCCAGAGACACCCGGAGGCUGGGCGCUACAAUCGAUGUUGAACAUUCGCAUGUCCGGUUCCUCGGCAAUCUCGUCCUGAAUCUGUGGGACUGUGGUGGUCAGGAGUCGUUCAUGGAGCAGUACUUUGCCUCACAGAAAGACAACAUCUUCCGCAAUGUGGAGGUGUUGAUCUACGUGUUCGACGUGGAGAGCCGCGAGCUGGAGAAGGACAUGCAUUACUAUCAAUCCUGCCUGGAGGCCCUGCUGGCGAACUCGCGGUACGCGAAGGUCUUUUGCCUCGUGCACAAGAUGGACCUGGUGGCGGAGGAACAGCGGGAUGUCAUCUUUAAGGAGCGCGAGCACGAUCUGACGCGUUGCUCGCUGCCGCUGGAAUGUACCGUCUUCCGGACCAGUAUCUGGGACGAGACGCUGUACCGGGCGUGGAGCAACAUCGUGUACCAGCUGAUACCGAACGUGAAGGCACUCGAGCACUCGCUCAACUACUUCGCCAACGUGGUCGACGCGGACGAGGUGCUGCUGUUCGAACGGGCAACGUUCCUGGUGAUUUCCCACUGCCAGCGGACGCAGCACCGCGAUAGCCACCGGUUCGAGAAGGUGUCGAACAUUAUCAAGCAGUUUAAACUGUCGUGCUCGAAGCUGGGUGCAAAGUUUUCAUCGAUGGAGGUAAGGAAUAGUGCUUUCGCGGCGUUCAUUGAUACUUUUACGAGUAACACGUAUGUGAUGGUGGUGAUGUCGGACCCGUCAAUACCGUCCGAGGCGACGCUGAUCAAUAUCCGGAACGCGCGCAAGUACUUCGAGGAGCUUGAGAACCCGAACAGCAACCUGGACACGAGUGGCAGCCAUUCGAGCAACCAGCAUCUGCAUCACUCCGUCGCCGGGCACACUGGCCAUGGUAUGGUGAACGGAAGUGCCCAUCCAAAUCAGUACGCCGGCAGCGGCGGUGGCUACCACCAGUACGCGAUCGCUGGUCACGCGCAGCAACAGCAACACCCGCCGCAGCAAGCGCAGCAUCACCUGGCGCAGUAUCAGGGCUAUCAUCAAAACAGCAAUGCCACAUCGAAUGCCUAUCACUGAUACCUGUACCGGAAGAAGUAUUACUACUUCCGGUGAAACCUCUAACCUGAAUGGACGUGAUCUUCCAGACGAGAUAAAAAGAGAGACAGAGAGAGAC
This is a messenger RNA of Anopheles cruzii, 1676 nucleotides long. RefSeq names its product ras-related GTP-binding protein A (gene RagA-B). NCBI's taxonomy places the organism in Eukaryota, Metazoa, Arthropoda, Insecta, Diptera, Culicidae. The record is from RefSeq and is a predicted model, not a curated record. Gene Ontology annotation, biological process: positive regulation of TOR signaling; regulation of autophagy; cellular response to starvation. Bases 425 to 1579 code for a protein of 384 amino acids. Gene Ontology annotation, cellular component: Gtr1-Gtr2 GTPase complex; nucleus; lysosome. The transcript has 3 exons. Gene Ontology annotation, molecular function: GTP binding; GTPase activity.